UGCCCGGAGCUUGGCUGGGAGGCGGGCCAUGGCGCGGGUGGGGAAGCACAGCGCCGGCGAGUCGUCGUCGCCGUCUCCGUCUCCGUCGCCGCCGCCGCCCGACCGGAGGCCGCUCUACUUCGCGGCGUUCCUGCUGCUCGCCGACGCCGCGCUCGUCGCCCUCAUCGUCGCGUUCGUCCCAUAUACCAAGAUCGACUGGGACGCGUACAUGGCUCAGGUGGAUGCUUUUGCGGAAGGGGAGAGGGACUACACCAAGAUCGAGGGCGACACGGGGCCGCUCGUCUACCCGGCCGGCUUUCUCUACGUCUACUCCGCCAUCAAGUUCCUCACCGCCGGCCAAGUCUUCCCCGCGCAGAUUUUGUUCGGUGUCUUGUACAUUGUGAACCUUAGCCUUGUUCUGCUGCUUUACGUCAAGACUGAAGUGCUUCCAUGGUGGGCUUUAGGUUUGCUUUGCUUUUCAAAGAGGGUUCACUCCAUCUUUGUGCUCCGCCUUUUCAACGAUUGUUUUGCUAUGACAUUCCUCCAUGCUUCAAUGGUUUUGAUUAUUUAUCACAAGUGGUACCUUGGUCUGAUAAUUUUCAGUGCAGCUGUCUCUAUUAAAAUGAACGUGCUUCUUUUUGCUCCAUCACUGUUACUACUGAUGCUGAAGGCCAUGAGCAUCAAAGGAGUCUUCUUUGCUUUGUCAGGAGCUGCAGCACUACAGGUUUUGUUGGGUAUUCCAUUCUUGUUAUCACAUCCAGUUGAGUACAUUUCACGAGCAUUCAAUCUUGGGCGUGUCUUCAUCCACUUCUGGUCUGUAAAUUUUAAAUUUGUCCCUGAGAAGUUCUUUGUAUCAAAAGAGCUAGCUGUUGCAUUGUUGGUUCUUCACCUGACUACUCUUAUUGUCUUUGCACACUACAAGUGGCUGAAGCAUGAGGGUGGUGUGUUCCGAUUCUUGCAUUCGAGAUUCAAAGAUGCCACAUCAAUUCAACAAUUUAUCUUUUCCAAGCCUAAACUGUCAAGUCUUAGUACAGAACAUAUUGUAACUGUCAUGUUUGUUGGGAACUUCAUUGGCAUUGUGUGCGCAAGAUCAUUGCACUACCAGUUUUAUUCCUGGUACUUCUAUUCGCUGCCUUUCCUUUUGUGGAAAACUCCUUUCCCAACAUUUGUGAGGAUAAUUUUAUUUGUUGGUGUGGAGAUCUGCUGGAAUAUUUUUCCUUCCACUGCCUAUUCAUCACUGCUUUUGCUAUUCCUGCACAUCUCCAUCUUGGUUGGAUUAUGGAGCUCACCUGCAGAGUACCCCUAUGCCAAUGGAAAGAAAUGACAAUCUAGGUUUGGCGAUGUCAAACAGUUUUAACUUUGAGAUAGGCCUAGUUGUCAUACAGACUGCAUCAAGAAGGGGUCUGCAAAUCUGAACAUGAACUUCAACACACUGUAUUUUUUAUAUGUCAAUACUCUUGCUGUCAGUAGGUCCUAGUUUUCUGGAUGAUCAUCUCGUCCUACCGAAGAUGUACCAUAGAUAACCCGUUAACAACUUGAUAUAGAUUGGGAAGAGGCUGUGUUUUUUUAGUUCAUUGUUCUCCACUGAUGUUAUACCAUCUUUUUGUCUCUGGCAAUAUUCUGGAAGUGUAUAUCAGGCUCACU
Oryza brachyantha (malo sina) is the source of this 1623-nucleotide messenger RNA. RefSeq names its product dol-P-Man:Man(5)GlcNAc(2)-PP-Dol alpha-1,3-mannosyltransferase. The coding region runs from base 29 to 1303 and encodes 424 amino acids. Gene Ontology annotation, cellular component: endoplasmic reticulum. The record is from RefSeq and is a predicted model, not a curated record. NCBI's taxonomy places the organism in Eukaryota, Viridiplantae, Streptophyta, Magnoliopsida, Poales, Poaceae. Gene Ontology annotation, molecular function: dol-P-Man:Man(5)GlcNAc(2)-PP-Dol alpha-1,3-mannosyltransferase activity. The transcript is spliced from 13 exons.